UUGCUGUUUUCGCCUUUUCUGUCUCUCUCUCUCUCUCUCUCUUUAUUUCAGUUCGAAUUCGGUAAUUGCCUCACAUUGCUCGAGCGAUCAUCGCUCGGCUGCCUAGUAAUCUCCGCUCCGUUUCUAUGGGCACUCUCUCGCACGCGAUCAGCCCCAAACUCGCUCUCCCGCGCCGCGAUUCUCAGCGCUCUUAUCAUGGACUUCCGCGCUUGAAUUCUCGUCCCCUGAGAUGGAAUGCCAACAGAGCCGCCAAGAAGAUCCGCAUGUCUGCGGGGACCUCGAAGCGGAGCCCCCCAAUCGAUUUCAGCAAUCCCGACUGGAAAUCCAAGUUCCAGGAGGACUUCGAGACGCGCUUCAACAUCCCUCACAUCACUGACAUCUUCCACGACGCCGUUCCGAUUCCCUCCACUUUUUGCCUCAAAAUGAGGACACCGGUAACAGAGGACUUUGCGGGAGGGUACCCAUCGGACGAGGAGUGGCAUGGUUACAUAAAUAAAAACGACAGGGUGCUUCUUAAGGUCAUACACUACUCGUCACCUACAUCUGCUGGUGCCGAGUGCAUUGAUCCUGACUGUAGUUGGGUGGAACAAUGGGUUCAUCGUGCUGGACCACGGGAGAAAAUAUACUUCAGGCCAGAAGAAGUGAAAGCAGCAAUUGUAACUUGUGGAGGGCUCUGCCCUGGUCUCAAUGAUGUCAUCAGACAGAUUGUCAUCACACUCGAAAUAUAUGGUGUGAAAAAGAUUGUAGGUAUUCCCUUUGGUUACCGUGGAUUUUCUGACAAAGAAUUAACUGAAAUGCCGUUAUCAAGAAAAGUGGUUCAGAAUGUCCAUCUUUCUGGUGGAAGCUUGUUAGGAGUUUCACGUGGAGGACCUGGAAUUAGUGAAAUCGUGGACAGUUUGGAGGAAAGAGGAAUAAACAUGCUAUUUGUGUUGGGUGGGAAUGGCACACAUGCUGGGGCAAAUGCAAUACACAAUGAGUGUCGUAAACGCCGGAUGAGGGUGGCUGUAGUUGGUGUGCCAAAAACUAUAGACAACGAUAUUUUGCUGAUGGAUAAAACUUUUGGUUUUGAUACUGCUGUUGAAGAGGCACAAAGAGCAAUAAAUUCCGCAUACAUAGAGGCGCACAGUGCUUAUCAUGGUGUUGGCAUUGUGAAAUUGAUGGGCCGUAGCAGUGGAUAUAUAGCUAUGCAUGCAUCCCUAGCUAGUGGACAAAUUGACAUAUGUUUGAUUCCUGAGGUAUCUUUUAAUUUACACGGGCCUCAUGGUGUUUUGAGUCAUCUGAAAUACCUGAUUGAGACAAAGGGUUCGGCUGUUAUAUGUGUCGCAGAGGGAGCAGGGCAGAAUUUUCUUCAAAAAACUAAUGCUAAGGAUGCGUCUGGGAACAUUGUAUUUGGAGAUUUCGGUGUCCACAUUCAACAAGAGAUAAGAAAAUGUUUUAAGGAGAUUGGUGUUCCAGUUGAUGUGAAGUAUAUUGAUCCUACGUACAUGAUCCGUGCCUGCCGUGCAAAUGCAUCAGAUGGAAUUCUAUGCACUGUACUAGGGCAAAAUGCUGUUCAUGGCGCAUUUGCUGGAUAUAGUGGUAUUACAGUAGGCAUAUGCAACACUCACUAUGUCUACCUUCCAAUUCCUGAAGUCAUUUCCUAUCCCAGGCUGGUGGACCCCAACAGUAGAAUGUGGCAUCGUUGCUUGACUUCAACAGGCCAGCCUGACUUUAUCUGAUAAACACUAGCUCUUCUUAGUUAAGCUAUAAGAGAAUUUUACAAAUAGAAGCUCCCACAGAGUAGAAUCUAGGACAGAUAGCCUGCUUCAGAAGGUUUAUUAAUAGUCUGCUCAAAGCAUGGUGUAGAAGAAAUAAUAAUACUAAAGGAUGGCCUUUCCUCCACCAUUGAAUAUUUUUUAGUGUAUAGCAUUUCUGCUCUUAGAUUUCUUUCACAAUAAAGUCCCAGAGGCACCACCAAGCAUAAUUUUAAUGUUUUGUACUACAUUUGUUGUAACUAUGAAAUAUGUUGGCCAUAGUUAAAGCCGAUACGAAACUAGAUCAACUGUAAUGAUCUUUUGCAUAUGAAAUUCACCUGCAAUUUUUGGGUAUGUUCA
This is a messenger RNA of Corylus avellana, 2093 nucleotides long. It is a transcript of the gene PFK5, whose product is annotated as phosphofructokinase 5. Gene Ontology annotation, molecular function: 6-phosphofructokinase activity; ATP binding. Gene Ontology annotation, biological process: fructose 6-phosphate metabolic process; glycolytic process. The record is from RefSeq and is a predicted model, not a curated record. Lineage: Eukaryota; Viridiplantae; Streptophyta; Magnoliopsida; Fagales; Betulaceae.